AUGCGUAUUCUUCAUACAGCACACCCCGGAAUGGUACGCAUGAAAGCGUUGGCAAGAUCUUACGUAUGGUGGCUCAAUAUCGACAAAGAAAUUGAAGAAUUGGUAAAGACUUGUGAGGUUUGCCAACAAAAUCGAAACGCCUCAGAACGAGCACCGCUACAUCCAUGGGAAUGGUCCAGAGCACCAUGGUCUCGAAUCCAUGUCGAUUUCGCCAGACCAGUACAUGGAAAGUAUUUCAUCGUUAUAGUAGACUCAUAUUCAAAAUGGCUGGAAGUCCGUGCCAUAAAUGGGCCGUCUACAAAAGAAACGAUUAAGGUAUAA
This is a messenger RNA of Onthophagus taurus, 321 nucleotides long. NCBI's taxonomy places the organism in Eukaryota, Metazoa, Arthropoda, Insecta, Coleoptera, Scarabaeidae. The record is from RefSeq and is a predicted model, not a curated record.